AUGGAAGAUUAAGAAAUGCGUAGCGCUGAAAUACAAAUACGCUCAUAGGAAGGAUUAGAUUAUAUUAGAGCAAAAAAUACUACUGAAAGUGAGCUUUAGGAGGUGCUGAGAGGUGAUACUCCAAUUGAGCUUGAUUGGCAGAAUCGAUGGCUGAAAGGGGAGGAAUAUGCUCACAUUUUGAAUAGAAUCGACAAGUACUGCGAGGUGUUCAAGCUAUUGAAAUAUUCUCAAAAAACACACCCUGAAUCAAUCUACAUUUAGCCUGAAAAUGGUAUGAUCUAUUUUGUCAAAGGAAGCUCAAUUGGAUCAGAUUUUGGAUUUCCUCGCCUUGCUUUCAAAAAAAAGUAUAAAUGGAAGAAGAUGAAUUUUACUACAGACUUACCGAAAAAGGAUCCUAUUGUAAGUUAUAUCGUAGCUAGUGCAGUUAAAUGUGAGAAAUUUUUCCCAGGUAGCUCUAAAGAAGGGCCUGUCUAUCGUAUGCAUGCCGUAAUCCUAACAAAAAGAUCAGAAACCUAGAAGAAUAAUGGUAAUGCAAACAGCAGAAAAACGAGUUGUAUAAACGCUGCCACAUCUUCUUAAAGUAGCGGAAUCUUAAAAAAUGAGUUUGGAGUGUCUCGCCAGAAUGUCAAAAAUUAGAGUUCUAACAAAUGGGCACCCGCUCAGAAUGCAACCAAAUAUAUUCUUUGUCAUGUGAGGAAAGUUAAUAAUAAGAAGGAUUCAGAGGGGGAUGAUGAUGACGCCUUUAUCAGUGAGAUAAAGAUUGAUAAUGAACAGAGUCAUGAAGAAAUGGAUAUGCGACAAAUUAAUAAUAAUAUAAGAUUGAUAUCCGAUGAUGUCAAAGAUGAGAACAUUGGCUCAAUUAAAACCGAUUUCAGUAUUGAAACAAGAACAAAAUCUCAUACAUUUAAGUUUGACAGCAUGAAGAAAUCACUUACUUCUUGUAGAAAGGUUAGCGAAACAUCGAUGAAAUUAAGAAGACGUGCCAUGACUGAUGGUUAAAGCCUCAUAUAAGAGGAGAAUCCUGAUAAAAAUAUAGAGAACAUUAUAGAUGACUCUUCACAUAACUCGGUAUAGGAUAACUCUCUUACCAUUAGCGACUUGAAAGAGUAAGGCUCUGAUGGAGAAGAUUCUGAUUUUAUUAUAAAAGAUACGAGCAAUAAAACCUCAAAGAAAAGAAGGGUUUAGAAGUUAUAAAGAAAAAAUACAGAGAGUAACAAUAACCUGAUUGAGGAAUAGUAAAACUCUCAGAUAAUUUCACCUGAUAUGUCCAAGAAUAACUCAUAAUUGAAUGAGUUUCUAAGUCCUGAAAACGGACGCAAGCACUCUGCUCAAAUUGUUUAGGAUAAUCCUGACUAGAUUGAGCUUUAAUAAGAUGCUCAGCUCUUUGCUCAUUUAUAUACAUUGCAAAAAAGGUAAAAAAGAUCAGAAUCUUUAGACUAUACCAUGUAAACUCUCAACAUUGAUGAUAAGUCAACAAAUGCUAAUACCAAUAAUGUUUUCAAUUUUACAGAGAAUUUCUCAAAAACGACUAUGAAUUCCCCACCAUAGGCUCCCUUGCCUCGUCCCAUUCCUUUAAUGAAUAACAGAGGAUUAUACAGGAAAACAUCAGAAGUGAUUGGAGAUAAGGAUAGAAUUUCUGCUUUUAAAAAAUUUGAUACCAAUUAAAAUUUCCAAUUGGGCUAAUAAAUCCAGCAAUUCAAAAGCCCCCAACUAAAUCCAACCCAGUUUUGCUCCCCAUUCAAUGCUCUAAACUCCAACUAUUUUGAAUAAUGCUUUACUGAGACGAAUGAUAACUUGAAAUUGAAGAGUAACAUACUUUAGAAUCUUGUUCAUUAAAGUUAAAUAAUGAAUCAAUCCUGCUUAGGUAAUCAAUCUCAUUUCGGGACUCCAAACUUACCUAGUAUAAUGAGUUUGAGUACAAUGCAAUCAUAAAAACCACCUCUAUAUGGCUAAACCUGUUAAAUAUAGCAAUAAAACCAAGUACUUACAAAUAAAUAUGGUCUUUUCUAGGCAUAGACUUAGAACAACAUUCCUGAUAUCAUUAACAAUAUCAAUAACUCAAAUGUAAAUAUUUUCAAUUAGCUAUUCAGUUUCAAACUACCUGAAUAGCAGCAAUAAUAAAACCAGACCUCGUCGAACAUUAUAAAUAGUCAGAUUCCUCUCUUGAGGAAGGCUUCAAUGCCAACUGACUUUUAUCUAGAUUAGAUAAACAGUAAUAUGGGUUUUCACUAAGGAGAUUGCCUCCCAAAGUGA
This is a messenger RNA of Stylonychia lemnae, 2253 nucleotides long. NCBI's taxonomy places the organism in Eukaryota, Ciliophora, Spirotrichea, Sporadotrichida, Oxytrichidae. The record is from the annotation of a GenBank genome assembly.